AUUCCUUUUUUCUCUUCAUUCCCAACUUUGUUUGAUCAGCUGUCUAUUGUUGGAGCAUGUUUUUGUGGUCGUAAUUAUGGUGUGGAACCUGACGCUUCGGCAGCAAUUGGUGCCACCCCUCAAAAGGACAUUAAGGCUGGGCACUUUGACUCCUACACAAGUGCCAAUCAGUUCAGUUAACCAAUGCUUGUCUACCUCUGCCCUCAGAUUGAAUCAAGAUGAGGAUGCGAAACGCAGAUUCCUGCCCACAUUAAUGGACUUCCCAUUUUUGGCCGCUCCGGAAUUUACUCACACGGUCAGAAAUUGGUUCCUCACUCAUGUGAUCAUUCAACCCUAUUUCGACCCUGAUUUUAACUUGAGUGAAUUCAAAGAGGGUGCUAGAAGAGCCGUAGUGGAAGUGUCGCGAUGUUUAGCUGAAGGUGAUUUGGAACCAUUGGAAAGCCUUCUGACGCCCGAAUGCCUGAAAACAGUGAAAGAGAACUUAUCCCUCUUCAGUAUGAUCCAAAGACAACGUCUUAAUUUGGAACCUGAAGAUGUAACUUCAUCCUUCAUUUAUCAAAUUGGGAUCCUCAUGAACGACGAGGAUGAGGAAAAUGAGUCAAAUCGCCAAGAACGCCACGUCGAAAUCACUUUCGUAGCGCAUGCCGUUCGUGGCUACGAAGAAGUUGUGGAGAAUUCCAGCAAUCUUAGGGAUAUCAAGGAGAAGCUAGACAAGCGUGGCGGACCCCUGAUCGUCAACUUUAGAUUCAUCCGAGAGUUCACCAAAGGCAUUGAAGAUCAAUGGACCAUAAACGCUCUCAACUAUUUUUUCCUGAAAGAGGCUGCUGAGUCUUCCUGAUUGAUAUGACAUCGAAGUAAUAAAAAUGCCCAUUUUUACCGACAAA
This is a messenger RNA of Tigriopus californicus, 884 nucleotides long. Its product is annotated as m-AAA protease-interacting protein 1, mitochondrial-like. Gene Ontology annotation, cellular component: mitochondrial inner membrane. Lineage: Eukaryota; Metazoa; Arthropoda; Copepoda; Harpacticoida; Harpacticidae. The record is from RefSeq and is a predicted model, not a curated record. The transcript has 3 exons. Bases 77 to 838 code for a protein of 253 amino acids. Gene Ontology annotation, molecular function: ribosome binding. Gene Ontology annotation, biological process: protein insertion into mitochondrial inner membrane from matrix; inner mitochondrial membrane organization.